AUCGCAUGUAUGGCACAUGUGAGAUAGAUUGGGCAAAAGCCAACUUCUCUACAAUCUACAAGUCCUACAUUGUCUCCAUUUUUAUCUGCUGUUUUUUCCUACCUGUGACAGUCAUGAUCUUCUCCUAUGUGUCAAUUAUCAAUACUGUCAAGCUAAGCCAUGCAUUAACAGGACUGGGUGACCCCACAGACAGGCAGAGGAGAAUGGAGCGGGAUGUCACCAGGGUUUCUAUUGUCAUUAGCACAGCCUUCAUUAUUGCGUGGUCACCAUACGCUGUCAUCUCCAUAUGGUCUGCCUACGGUUACCCUGUGCCCAAUCUUACCAGCAUCCUUGCCAGUUUGUUUGCUAAGUCUGCCAGCUUCUACAAUCCCAUUAUCUACUUUGGAAUGAGCUCCAAAUUUCGGAGGGACAUUUUCAUCUUGUUCCAUUGUGCCAAGGAAGUCAAGGACCCUGUGAAGCUCAAACGUUUCAAAAAUCUCAAGCAAAAACAACAAGAGCCUUCACAGAAAGAAGAGAAGUAUGCAGGCGAAAUGCACCCUGCGCCAAGCCCUGAUUCUGGGGUGGGAAGUCCAACCAAUACCCCACCUCCGGCAAACAGGGAAGUGUAUUUUGGUAUUCUCGAUACACCAUCUAAUAACCCUGACAUUGAAUGUGAUAGACUGUAA
Molecule: messenger RNA, 665 nt
Organism: Eurypyga helias (sunbittern)
Lineage: Eukaryota; Metazoa; Chordata; Aves; Eurypygiformes; Eurypygidae
Product: visual pigment-like receptor peropsin
Exons: 2
Biological process (GO): G protein-coupled receptor signaling pathway
Cellular component (GO): membrane
Molecular function (GO): G protein-coupled receptor activity
Source: RefSeq, a predicted model, not a curated record